AGUACCUUUCCCCCGACGCAAAAUCAGCUGAUCGCUUGACGCGUCUCCAUGGCAACCAAAUGUAAACACAUUCCUGCGCAAAGAACUCCCGGAAAACACCGCGGCCGUGAAGGAGAUUUUAAAACCUUCAGACAACAGAAAGGAGAUUCAAGGAAACAAGAUCCAGGGAAUAUAGCCAUAAGAAGUGUAAAACUUUACAAAAGAAGGAGAAGAAAAAGAAGAAGUAGUAGUAGUUUUUAAAACCUUCAGACAACAGAAAGGAGAUUCAAAGAAACAAGAUCCUGGGAAUAUAGGCAUAAGAUGCCUAAAACCCUAUAAAAGAAGAAGAAGAAAGUAGUUUCUGAAUAUAACUGUCACAUUUAAUACACCAAGCAGACUCAAACCAAAACAAUAAUGAGUGCUCGUCGAGGACCUGAAGAGGAAACAGAGGAGCUGGAUGGUGGCCCAGGACUUGCAUAUAUGCCUUUUGUGGUCAUGGACGAUCUGCUUGAUAAGCUCAAGCUUCUAAAUUAUGACAAAGAAUUUUUACAAGAACAUCGUAUGAAGCCAGUUAACAGACAUUAUUUUGCCAUUGCAACAAAUCCUGGUGAGCAGUUCUACCUUUUUACGUCACUCAGUGCCUGGUUGAUACGGAAGACUGGGAGAAGCAUGGAACCACCUCAGGAGUAUGAUGAUCCCAACUCUACAGUGUCAAGCAUUCUUGACCAUCUCAGACAAUUGGGUGUUACUGUUGAUUUCCCACCAAGCAAGUUAAAAGCUGGCUUUGGAGAGCAUGUUAUUUUUGUUCUCGACCGGCUUGCUGAUUUUGCACUGAAAACAGCCAGUUUUGCAUGGAAGAAGCCAGAGUACCCUACAGAGGACACUGGCGGAGAUGAAGGAGACGUAGAAGACGAAGCAGAACUCACGCUAGACAAAGUGGAGGAAGAAAUGAUGGCAGAAUUUGAAGAGGAAGAAGAGGAAGAGGAAAACAUUAUGCACAUGGAUGAUUUGAAAGAUUUUACUAAACAGAAGGAUGGAGAUGCCUGGCCAGACGAGAUUCUGCAUUCUAAUACAACUUCAGAAGAAUGGAGAUUAGAAUUGGAAAGAGUCCUGCCCCAGCUGAAAGUUACGAUCAGAACAGACAACAGAGACUGGCGAUCGCACAUUGAACAAAUGCACGAACAUCGCUCCAAAAUCGACGAGACACUGAAUUUCACCCAAAAGCAGUUGGAUGGACUCCAUUCCGAAAUCACGCGGAGCCUCGAGAAGAUCCACUCUCGAGAAAAGUAUCUCAACGGUCAGCUGGAACCUCUUCUCUUGGAAUACAGGAAUCUGCAGAACGUGGCAGCGGAGAGCAGAGAGCAGUACCGGCAGGUGUCUGGGCGCCUAGUGGAGAAAUCCCACGAGCUGGCACAGAUCUCUGACGAACUGGAUCGAGUCAAACACGAGAUGGAAGAACGAGGCUCCAGUAUGACGGAUGGAACUCCCCUGGUCAACAUCCGGAAGGGGCUCACGCGCGUGAAGCAGGAGGUAACGGCCAUGGAAGUGCGCAUCGGCGUGGUGGAGCAGAAGCUACUGCAGGCCAAGCUGAAGGACAAGUCUAACAUGCAGAGGGACAUGCACGCCCCGGUCUACAAGAACAUGGACAUGGGUCUCUUCUAACAA
Molecule: messenger RNA, 1644 nt
Organism: Penaeus indicus
Lineage: Eukaryota; Metazoa; Arthropoda; Malacostraca; Decapoda; Penaeidae
Gene: IFT57
Product: intraflagellar transport protein 57 homolog
Exons: 9
Coding region: 394-1641 (415 amino acids)
Biological process (GO): intraciliary transport; non-motile cilium assembly
Cellular component (GO): cilium; centrosome; intraciliary transport particle B
Source: RefSeq, a predicted model, not a curated record